GUGAAAUGUCAUCCGCAAUGAAACAGUAAAAAUCAGUGACAAAGCAGCAACACAUACAAUACAAUACAAUAAAAGAAAAUCAAAGGAUUUCAUUUCACUUAUAAAUUUCGGUAAAUUGUUUAACAAACUAAAAUCGAUCAAAAAUGGUGCUGGAGAGUACUAUGAUCUGCUUCGAUAACAGUGAUUAUCAGCGAAAUGGUGAUUACUUUCCAACUCGAUUGAAUGUGCAGAAGGAUGGCAUCAAUUUGAUUGGAAUGACCAAAAUUCGAUCGAACCCAGAAAAUAAUGUCGGCCUCUUAACAUAUGCAAAUACGGUCGAAGUAUUGGCAACGCUCACCAGUGAUGUUGGCCGAAUUCUGUCAAAGAUGCACUUAGUGCAACCAAAAGGAGACAUUAAUUUGAUAACUGGAGUUCGCAUUGCACACUUAGUGCUCAAGCAUCGACAAGGCAAGAAUCAUAAGAUGCGUAUCGUUGUGUUUGUUGGCUCACCCAUUUCGACUGAUGAAGGUGAUCUCGUGAAAUUGGCAAAGAAGCUGAAAAAGGAAAAAGUGAAUGUGGACAUUGUCAGUUUUGGUGAUCAUUCUGGCAACAAUGAUUUGCUGACCGCAUUUGUUAAUACGUUGAAUGGCAAAGAUGGCACCGGCUCUCACUUGAUCAGUGUGCCACGCGGUUCGGUAUUGUCGGAAGCAUUAAUUUCGUCGCCAAUCAUUCAAGGCGAAGAUGGUCAAGGUGCUGCCAAUUUGAGUGGCGCUGGUUUUGAAUUCGGUUUUGAUCCAAAUGAAGAUCCAGAAUUGGCAUUGGCAUUGCGUGUUUCGAUGGAAGAACAACGUCAGCGCCAGGAAGAUGAACAACGAAGAGCAUUGGCCGAAUCAGAUCCAACUGCUGCUGCCGCUGCAGUGUCGUCAGCUGCUGGCACUACAGCAUCGCCUUCGGUGGAACCAAAUUCGGAAGAGGCAAUGUUACAACGUGCCCUGGCUCUAUCAACUGAGACUCCGGUAAAAAGAUCUCGUGAUGCCGAUGAAGGUCUGCCUGACUUUGCUAAUAUGACCGAAGAAGAGCAAAUCGCAUUUGCAAUGCAAAUGUCAAUGCAAGAUCAUGCUGAAGAGGUUCCAACGCAACAAGCCAAGCGUCCAAAGCAAGAAGAACAGCCAAUGGAGGUUGAUGAGGUGAUUAGCGAUCCAGAAUUUUUGCAAAGCGUCUUAGAAAAUUUGCCCGGUGUCGAUCCACAAUCAGAAACAAUUCGCGAUGCCGUCGGUUCAUUGAACAAAGAUAAAAAACCGGCAAACAAGGACUCAUCAAACGAUAAAUAAAAAUUAGCUCACCCGAUUUUUUUCCCCAGUUCAAUUGCACUGUCGGCGUCGUAUACUAAUACAUACAUUAUGCUUAACACACAAAACAACAACAUACAAAGUACAUUCAAAUUGAAUUUCUUCUUUUUUUUCAAUUCGUUCGUGUGUGAGAGAGAAAAAAUAAUAAUUAAAAUAUAUGGAUAUUUAAAUUACUAA
Messenger RNA from Sitodiplosis mosellana (orange wheat blossom midge), 1505 nucleotides. RefSeq names its product 26S proteasome non-ATPase regulatory subunit 4 (gene Rpn10). Gene Ontology annotation, biological process: proteasome-mediated ubiquitin-dependent protein catabolic process. The record is from RefSeq and is a predicted model, not a curated record. Gene Ontology annotation, molecular function: polyubiquitin modification-dependent protein binding. NCBI's taxonomy places the organism in Eukaryota, Metazoa, Arthropoda, Insecta, Diptera, Cecidomyiidae. The transcript has 7 exons. Bases 144 to 1310 code for a protein of 388 amino acids. Gene Ontology annotation, cellular component: cytosol; nucleus; proteasome regulatory particle, base subcomplex.